AUGGCGUAUGCUUCAGCUUCCACUUCCUCUUUGCUUCCCACUUUCUCCAUCCCUAAUACCUCUCAUCUUGUCUCUGUGAAGCUUUCUGACACAAACUAUCUUGCUUGGGAAAGUCAGUUAGCAUCCAUUAAUGCAUCCAUCUCCAAUACUGACUUGGUCACCUAUGUGCUUCGUGGCUUAGGUCCUGACUUGCCAGAAAUUGAGGGUGUUGGAGAGGCAAGCGAGAAGAUGAAGAAAUCAGGUGCAGACGUGUUGAAGAAGAUCGUGGGUUGA
This is a messenger RNA of Prunus armeniaca (apricot), 273 nucleotides long. Lineage: Eukaryota; Viridiplantae; Streptophyta; Magnoliopsida; Rosales; Rosaceae. The record is from the annotation of a GenBank genome assembly.